UCAGGGUCCCAACCUUUCCGUGCCAACUCUACGGAAACCCGCUCAUCGCACACCACCCCAUUUCCCAUCAAACUUCUCUCGCUCGACAUUCCUCCAUUCAAACCCAUCGAAUCAAUACCAUACAUCACAAUGACGAGCAUGUCUCCCACAAGCGUCGUCAACGGCGGUUCCGCGGCCACCUCAAACCAGGGUAGCGUCUCGCCCCGGCAGACGGUGUCGCCCAAGAACGUCGCAUUUGAACUCCUCUUCACCGAGUCACCGCAAUACAGGGCGCGACUCCCCAUGCGAGUCCAAAUAUAUCCUCAUGACACUACCGACUCCAUUGUUACCACCGUCAAGAAUUUUUACGGUCUGUACGGUGGCCCGACCGGCUCAAAGGGCGUCAGUUUCGAGGACGAAAAUGGUAUAACCCUCAUCGCCCGAUACGAGAACUUCCGCAACAACAUGGUUGUCUACGUCAGAGUCAUUGAGGAGUCCCCCUCUGCUUCUAGCCCCUUUGUGCCGCCCACAUAUCAUAACCCUCCCUCCAGCGCUCAGCAAUAUUUCGAGGGCAACGGUUAUCCGCUGCAGCCUCCACCGCGCUUCGGCCAAGAAAUCUCUAGGCCUUCAUCGAGCACCUCUCGGAAGCGCAGCCCAUCCCCCAAUGCCGGACGCGGCCGGCGUUCCGGAUCUGCCCAUACGAAUCCCAAGAAGGGUCGAUCCCGCUCUUCCAAGAAUCGGGACACUGCCGCCUCCAAUGGCCACGCUGAUAUCUACAGUGAUAGCGUCAACGGAUACAGCAGCGGUGACGGCGCUCCUGGGUCCAGCUCUAGCAGAAUGAAGGAGCAGAUUGGCAACACCGAAAUCAGCCUCGAAAACAUUGUUGAGGGAGGUCGUCGCAAGCGGGCCAAAUUUGAAAGCUCGGAACUCCCCUUAUUUGCGCCUCCUCAGAUGCCAGCGGCUACGUCGAAUCCGUCCGUAUCUCCUGCCCGCCGCGCCGAGCCUCAGCGAGCCUCUCUGCCAUUUGUCCACCCGGGCCAGAACCCUUUCACGAACCCGAUGCCUCUGCAUUCCCCGCAGAGCCACAAUAAUGGAUAUGCGCAAGGUGGAUUUUAUGCGACGCCGUCGUCUGAACGCCACGGUCGCGGUAGCAUCGGAUACGCUGGGCAAACCGGCAACUACAGCGGCAUGAGCGGCAUUCUGCCCACUCCAGACCCCACCGUUGGCAGCUGCAUGUCAGAAGAGGAUAAGGAUGUUGCCAUCCAGCUUAUGCGCCUGGGUGAAAUGUCAAACAUUUCUCAUGGCCGCACCUCUGCGUCCACGCUGGACGACACCUUCAGCGGCCGUGCCGACGCCGCCUCUUCCACUGGAGCCACUAGCGAUGGCGAAAGUGAGAGCGACGAGGAGUCAGCCGCCCGGCGCCAAAAGCUGGAUGCUGCUGGUGUCAUGCGCAAGAUCUACCAGACUACAGAGAGCCACUUCAUUCCCCAGCCCAGCAUCGAAACUCCUGUUGAAGACGUCCGUGUCGAGAAACCUACCAGUCACGUCGUCAAUGGCGAGGGCAAGCCCGAGGUGCUGAAGAACAAGACCAACCUUCCGGAUGCCAAACCAAAGACACAACUGCCCAGCUCCAAGCCCAAGACCAAGGUCAGCAAGGUUCCUCGGCCUACUAUUCCUAAGCCCAAGAAGGCUUCAGCCCCGGCAUCCAUUUCGGCUCCCGCUCCCGCUAGCAACGGGCCCAUGUCGCCGGCCUCUCUGCCUCCUUCGCGCAAGCCAUCAAUUGCUUCUGCUGCUGCUGCUACCUCGGGUGCGCCCGGAGAAGACGAUCAGCUUGAUCUUUCUGCCAAGCCCCGCUGCCAGCGAUGCCGCAAGAGCAAGAAGGGCUGUGACAGGCAGCGACCUUGUGGGCGAUGCCGUGACGCCGGCCUCAAUGCUGAACAAUGCAUCAGCGAGGACGAGGGCAAUGGACGCAAGGGCAGGUAUGGACGACACAUGGGCGUUCCUAUUAAGAAGGAAGACAUUGUCAACCCUACGCAGCCUAUUCUCCUGCCAGCUGCGCCAAUUGCCACGACGGCCGCGAUGGCCGACAAGAACAAGAAGCGCAAGCGGUAG
This is a messenger RNA of Colletotrichum lupini, 2091 nucleotides long. RefSeq lists its product as uncharacterized. Lineage: Eukaryota; Fungi; Ascomycota; Sordariomycetes; Glomerellales; Glomerellaceae. Gene Ontology annotation, molecular function: DNA-binding transcription factor activity, RNA polymerase II-specific; zinc ion binding. Gene Ontology annotation, biological process: regulation of DNA-templated transcription. The annotation marks the transcript as partial. The record is from RefSeq and is a predicted model, not a curated record. The transcript is spliced from 2 exons.